AAAAAUGAUUGAAAUGUAAUUAGUUAAAAACAAACUGAAUUUAGUCUUUUGAUCAUGUUUCUGCUUGUCAGGUGAUAGACGUGGGUUCAGGGAAAGGCUACCUGUGCUCCUAUCUGUCCAUGCGGUUCAACCUGCAAGUGUUCGGGAUCGACUCCUCCAGCACCAACACACAUGGAGCUCAGGAGAGGAACAGGAAACUGAAGAAGUUCUCCAAAGCUUAUCAGAAACCAAACAAAGCCACUAGGAAGCAAACUUUGGACAGUGAGGAUGCGAGUAUACAACACAGCAGAAACUUUGAAAACAGCGAUGGCCUCAAAAACUUUAUUACUGAGGAAAAGUAAAGCUUUGAGGCUCGAGCGGAUAGCAGUGCUUUAUCAAAACAAGUCCCCAAUGAUUUAUCUGCUUCAGAUGAUGCUGGAGAAUGUCCAUUAGACCUGAAUGAUUCAGAUUCAGGAAGCAGCUUCCUCAGUAUGCUGCCUCUAGACGUCACAGAAGACGUCUCUCCCCGCGUCAACCACAGCCAGCUGAGUCUGGAGGAAAGAGAGAAGAGGAAGAGAUUGAAUCUGGAGAGGAAAGCUGGAGAAGGAAGGGGGAACAUCAGAGACGACGGCCUGUUUUCCCCUCUGACCUCAUAUGUCACCGCAGAAACUGAGCUCAAGACGCUGAUCACAGAGCUGGAGGAUGCGGUUCUGGUUGGUCUGCAUACGUGUGGAGAUUUGGCCCCCAGCACUCUGAGGAUGUUCGGGGCCAAACAGGAGCUGCGCGCCGUUUGCAGUGUGGACUGCUGCUACCAUCUGCUCUCUGAAGAGUUUGAUCAGGACAGACAGGGGUGUGUUGAUGGUGUGUGUGGUUUCCCUGUGAGUCAGUAUCUGAAGGCUCAGGAGUGUUUCUGUGGUCGAAAUGCACGGAUGUCAGCGUGUCUCGCUCUGGAGAGAGUGUCUGUUGGAGGAGGGCUGCCUAUGGAGUCACUUUUUUAUCGGGCCGUCCUUCAUGUUAUUUUAUGAGAUUGCUACAGCAAAUCUUCAUGGUUUAAAGAGAAAUAUAACCAAAUAUUGGAUGUUUGUCAGGAAAUAAGUAUUUAAGUAAAAUAUUUACUUAAAAUUGAAAAUUAUUUUACUCUCUCUCUCUCUUAAUCUAUCUCUCUCUAUACACACACGCACACACACACACACACUAUACUUUUAUUAAUUUACAGCACAGAUUAUAUAAAUAGACAUCUAAAUACAUAAACUUUUAUGUAUUUAUUAUGUAUGUGUGUAUAUUAUGUCAAUAUAAAUGAAUAAGUAUAUGAAGUGUAAUUUCUUAAU
This is a messenger RNA of Carassius gibelio (silver crucian carp), 1307 nucleotides long. RefSeq names its product probable methyltransferase-like protein 25. The record is from RefSeq and is a predicted model, not a curated record. Lineage: Eukaryota; Metazoa; Chordata; Actinopteri; Cypriniformes; Cyprinidae. The coding region runs from base 471 to 1004 and encodes 177 amino acids. The transcript is spliced from 5 exons.